Molecule: messenger RNA, 1877 nt
Organism: Sebastes umbrosus (honeycomb rockfish)
Lineage: Eukaryota; Metazoa; Chordata; Actinopteri; Perciformes; Sebastidae
Gene: ssb
Product: small RNA binding exonuclease protection factor La
Exons: 12
Coding region: 182-1420 (412 amino acids)
Biological process (GO): RNA processing; positive regulation of translation
Cellular component (GO): ribonucleoprotein complex; nucleus; cytoplasmic stress granule
Molecular function (GO): RNA binding
Source: RefSeq, a predicted model, not a curated record
ACAUGUUUCAGUGGAGGACUGGAGACUUGGCGGCGUUACGCGGAGCGACCUGAGUUUGUUCCUCGGCGGGUUCCGUAGCACGCAGUUCAACAACGUGCUGCCAGAGAGAACAGAGAGAAGUGAAGACUUACUUUGACCGGCUACAAAGUGCUGCAAGCGGAGACUCAACACAACAACAAUCAUGGCAGAAAAGAAAGAAGAGAUGUCUCCAGUUGAGAUGAAAGUGGCUCGACAAAUAGAGUACUACUUUGGGGAUCACAAUCUUCCAAGAGACAAGUUUCUCAAAGAACAACUGCAGCUUGAUGAUGGCUGGGUGCCUCUGGAGACGAUGCUCAAAUUCAACAGACUGAAGUCUUUAACUACAGAAACCAGCGUCAUCAUUGAAGCGCUCCAGAAAUCAAAGUCUGGCCUUUUGGAAAUGAGCGAAGACAAGACUAAAAUCAGGAGGCUUUCAAACAAACCCUUACCCGAACUGAAUGAUGAUUACAAAGACGCUCUGAAACACAAAUCUGUGUACAUAAAAGGUUUCCCUCUCGAGACUUCCCUUGAUGAGAUUCAGGAGUGGCUGAAUGGGAAAGGAGACAUAGAAAACAUUCAGAUGAGGAAAACCCUUCAACGGGUUUUCAAGGGAUCAGUGUUCAUCUGUUUUGAAACAGAGGAGUCCUCUAAGCAGUUCCUAGAACGCUCAGACAUAAAAUCAUUCAAAGACAACGACAUGCUUGUGUUAUCAAGAGAAGACUACCAUUCAAAGAAAUCAGAAGAGAGAAAACUGUUCAAAGCAGAAACAAAAGCAAAAGCUAAACAGGACAAGGAACAACAGCAGAAACAAACAGAAGAGAAAGAAAUGGGUCUGCUUUUGGAUGAACAGACGGGUUGCUUGUUGAAGUUUUCAGGAGAGCUUGAAGAUGUUUCAAGAGAGGACUUCCAUGAGUUGUUCUCUGGGCAUGGGAAGAUAAAGUGGGUUAACUUUACAAGAGGGGCCAAAGAGGGCACCCUGCUUUUCCACGGGAAUGCAAAGGAAGCGUUCGAUAAGGCCAAAGAGGCAAGCAAAGGAGAACUGACAAUCAAGAACAACAGUGUUGAAUGGAAGGUGCUUGAGGGAGAUGAUGAGAAAGAGGAACUGAAGAAUAUCAUCGAAGCUCAACAAGAGUCAUACAACAGGACCAAGAGCAGAAGUGGCAGAGGAAGAUCGGGUGGCAGAGGAGGAAGAGGAGGCCGAAGGGGAAGAGGUGGCAGAGAUCAAGGCAGAACUCAGUACAAGGGCAAAAAGAUGAAAUUCGAAAGUGAUGAUGAUGACGAUGCACCCGCUGUCCCAAAGAGAGAACCAGGAGGCGCUGAUGGUCCUGCUGCCAAAAAGAGAGAACUAGAAGGCGCUGAUGGUCCCGCAGCGAAGGUUGUCAAAACUGAAAACGGAUCUUAGUAACGAGGUCACACAGAAUUUUUGUGAAAACAUUUAUUAUAAACAGUGAAAAUGCAGAGGCAUCUUAAAUCCAUUCCAGUGAGAACUUCAGGCUUUGGAGAAUCGUAUGAAGUCCACCUGGAUGUCAACCUAGAGAACAGUUUGCAAAGCUUGAUGUCAGUUUUUCAGCCUUUUGAGUCCCUGUGCCUCUCACAUUAUUUCUGUACCUUUAUUUCUCUUCUUAAAGAUGUUUUUGAUUUUAUCAUAUUAAACAAAUCUGCUCUUUUUUGUCAGUAAUUUAAUUACACCUGAACAUUUAGUAGGUUUUGUAAGACCUGUGUGACAUCUAGAAUCUGUUCCAUCAUGUUUUUUUUUUCCUUGUAGAUUUCCUACAGUGAGAUGAGAACAUCUGCUUUGCUAUUUUUUUUUUUUAAAGUUUGCAUAUGUGAAUAGCAAAUAAAACAUUUAUAAAAAUGAA